AUGGCUGCGCUGCGCGCGUCAUCUAGAUGUGGGCGGCCAUGGCCCGGGCUUGGCUCAAACUGGGCGCUGGUCCUGGUCUUGGGUAUGGCUUGCUUCAUCGGGGCUAUGGGGGCGCUGGAGGGGGAUGCUGCGAUGCCGGGUCAGGCCACACUCGAGGCUUUGCGCGCUGCGGCCGCCGCUGAUGAGCCCGCCCUCGCUGACAGCGAGGCAACGGGCGAGCGGCUCUAUCAGGCCUUUGUCAAGCACUUUGUCGAAAAGCGGCGUCAUCACAUGGCUGCAGCGGAGCACAUAUUCGCCAAGCCCCUCUUUGAGCGUCGAUUUGCCCUCACCAAGCCCUUGCUCGAUGAGAUCUUUCGCCAACUGCAUGCCGCUCAGGGCCAGCUUGCCAGUAACAUUGACGUGGCGCAACCAGAGCUUCCGGACGAGCCCGCGCAGCUGGAAGCGCUCAUUCAAGUCUGGCAGAAUGCAGCCUUCCUUGCCGAUUUGGCGCUCCGCUUGCCCGAUCAGGUACAUGCGCUGGUGGACAAGUACCCCGUGCGUGUGGAUCUCGUGCGCUGGGCUGUAACACGCAUCUGCCUGCCCGCCCGAAUCUACCAAGAACAACCAUCGCACCGCCGCGCCCUCGAACUGCUGCUUCAAGAAAUGCAGCUCACCGACGAACCAGACCCAAACUACGAGAAUCCUUUCAGUGAGCUGAGUCUCAUCCGUGGCCAAAGAGAUCGCCUGCGCCAAGCACACUUGGAAAGCGUUGAAAUCAAACGCGUGCUCCAUCGCCAACUCGCCCGAGCCCCGCAGAUCGUCACCGUGCCGUAG
Molecule: messenger RNA, 813 nt
Organism: Monosiga brevicollis MX1
Lineage: Eukaryota; Choanoflagellata; Craspedida; Salpingoecidae
Exons: 2
Coding region: 1-813 (270 amino acids)
Source: RefSeq, a predicted model, not a curated record